Molecule: messenger RNA, 1737 nt
Organism: Priapulus caudatus
Lineage: Eukaryota; Metazoa; Priapulida; Priapulimorpha; Priapulimorphida; Priapulidae
Product: potassium voltage-gated channel subfamily A member 1-like
Exons: 1
Coding region: 1-1737 (578 amino acids)
Biological process (GO): protein homooligomerization; potassium ion transmembrane transport
Cellular component (GO): voltage-gated potassium channel complex; membrane
Molecular function (GO): delayed rectifier potassium channel activity; protein binding
Source: RefSeq, a predicted model, not a curated record
AUGGAGGCGGCGAUGGCCGGCCUGGAUGGCGUCGUCGGCGGCGGCGGCCGCAUGGACGGCGGUGGCCUCAUGGGGUUCACGAACCACCGGUUCCCGUUCAGCGCGCCCCGCUACAGCUUCGGUGUUUCGCCUCUCGCCAAUUCCAGGUCGUUCCCGAAGAUCGUCGACUCGGCGGCGGACGACGCCACCGCGGCGGCGGCACAGCAGCAGCGCCCUCGGGCGGGGUCGGCGGCGGGCGCGGCGUACGACGACUGCUGCGAGCGCGUCGUCGUCAACGUCAGCGGAUUGAAGUACGAGACGCAGGCGAAGACGCUCGACCUGUUCCCAGACACGCUGCUCGGAGACCCGCAACGACGCGUCCGGUUCUUCGACCCGCUGCGCAACGAGUACUUCUUCGACCGCAAUCGGCCGAGCUUCGACGCGAUCCUCUACUACUACCAGAGCGGCGGACGACUGCGGCGGCCCGUCAACGUGCCGUUGGACGUCUUCACCGAGGAGAUCAAGUUCUACGAGCUCGGCGAGUCGGCGCUCGAUAAGUAUCGCGAGGACGAGGGCUUUAUUAAGGAAGAGGAGAGGCCGCUGCCGGAGAACGACCUCCAGCGAAAGAUCUGGUGCCUGCUCGAAUACCCGGAGACGUCGCAGUGGGCGCGCGUCGUCGCCAUAUUCUCCGUCUGCAUCAUCCUCAUGUCGAUCAUCAUCUUCUGCAUCGAGACACUGCCGUCGUUCAAGGUCUACCGCGUUGUCAACCGGACGGGUCACGCUCGCGUCCUCGAGGACACCGUGCCGACGCUCGAUGACACUUUCUUCGUCAUCGAGACGGUCUGCAUCGUCUGGUUCACCGUCGAGCUAUCGCUGCGUUUCGGCUGCGCGCCGUCGAAGGCCGUCUUCUGCCGCAACAUCAUGAACGUGAUCGACCUCGUCGCGAUCGUGCCCUACUUUGUUACGUUGACGACGGGCUUGCUCAGCGACAAGGACGCCGCCGCGGCGACGAGCAGCCAGGCGACGUCGCUAGCCAUCAUCCGCGUCAUACGCCUCGUGCGCGUCUUUCGCAUCUUCAAGCUGUCGCGACACUCCAAGGGCCUGCAGAUCCUCGGCCAGACCCUCAAGGCGAGCAUGAGGGAACUCGGCCUCCUCAUCUUCUUCCUCUUCAUCGGCGUCAUCCUGUUCUCGUCGGCGGUGUACUACGCCGAGCAGGACUCCGGCAUGGACUCUCACUUCAAGAGCAUCCCCGACGCGUUCUGGUGGGCUGUCGUCACCAUGACGACGGUCGGCUACGGCGACAUGCGCCCGAUCAGCGUCUGGGGGAAGCUGGUGGGGUCGAUGUGCGCGAUCGCGGGCGUGCUGACGAUUGCGCUGCCCGUGCCCGUCAUCGUCUCCAACUUCAACUACUUCUACCACCGAGAGAGCGACAACUCGGAGGUGCUCGGCCUCCCAGCGUCGACGACGUCAGGCGGCGGAGCGUCGUUGCGCGGCGACGAUGACGACGACGACGACGACGCGGCGUCGUGCGACUCGCUGAACGACGGUCGCCACGACGACGGGACGCGGCGCGCGCGCUCGAUGACGGGAAGCUUCGCGAGUAGCUCCGACAUCGUCGAGAUGGAGGAGGGGCUUCGCAGCGGAAGAGGAGGAGGAGGAGGACGAGGCGGGGCGAAGCGGCGGCGGAAGAAGCAGUACACGCUGUGCAACCAGAGCCACAAUAACUUGCACGCGCUGAGCGUGGAGACGGACGUAUGA